AUGGCUCCCUUUGGAAGAAAUUUGCUGAAGACUCGGCAUAAAAACAGAUCUCCCACUAAAGACAUGGAUUCAGAAGAGAAGGAAAUUGUGGUUUGGGUUUGCCAAGAAGAGAAGAUUGUCUGUGGGCUAACUAAACGCACCACCUCUGCUGAUGUCAUCCAGGCUUUGCUUGAGGAACAUGAGACUACAUUUGGAGAGAAACGAUUUCUGCUGGGGAAGCCCAGUGAUUACUGCAUCAUAGAAAAGUGGAGAGGCUCAGAACGGGCUCUUCCUCCACUCACUAGAAUCCUGAAGCUUUGGAAAGCUUGGGGAGAGGAGCAGCCCAAUAUGCAAUUUGUUUUGGUUAAAGCAGAUGCUUUCCUUCCAGUUCCACUGUGGCGAACAGCAGAAGCCAAAUUAGUGCAAAACACAGAAAAAGUGUGGGAACUCAGUCCAGCAAAUUACAUGAAGACAUUACCACCAGAUAAACAAAAGAGAAUAGUCAGAAAAACUUUCCGGAAACUGGCUAAAAUUAAGCAGGACACUGUGUCCCAUGAUCGAGAUAGUAUGGAGACAUUAGUUCAUCUGAUUAUUUCCCAGGACCAUACUAUUCAUCAGCAAGUCAAGAGAAUGAAAGAGCUGGAUCUGGAAAUUGAAAAGUGUGAAGCGAAGUUCCAUCUCGAUAGGGUAGAAAAUGAUGGAGAAAAUUAUGUCCAGGAUGCAUAUUUAAUGCCCAGUUUCAGCGAAGUCAAGCAAAAACUGGACUUGCAUUCGGAUGAAAACCAGAUUCCGGACGACCUGACCGAAAGCGAUGGAAUUGUACACCUGGAGGAGCAAUUAGCAUAUUACAGAAUGCUCAUUGAUAAGCUCUCUGCUGAAAUAGAGAAAGAGGUAAAAAGUGUUUGCACAGAGAUAAAUGAAGAUGCAGAAGGGGCAGCUGCGAGUGAACUUGAAAGCUCUAAUUUAGAAAAUGUUAAGUGUGAUUUGGAGAAAAGCAUGAAAACCGGUUUGAAAAUCCACUCUCACUUGAGUGGCAUCCAGAAGGAGAUUAAAUACACUGACUCAUUGCUUCAGAUGAAAGCAAAAGAAUAUGAAUUCUUGGCCAAGGAGUUCAGUUCACUUCAUCUUAACAACAAAGAUGGAUGCCAACUGAAGGAAAACAGAGGGAAGGAAUCUGAGGUCCCCAACAGCGGUGGGGACGGUCCUUCCCUUACUCCGAGAGCACUUAACUUGUAUACAAAUGACACAGACUCAGACACUGGUAUCAGCUCUAACCAUAGUCAGGACUCAGAAACAGCUGUAGGAGACGUGCUGCUUCUGUCAACGUAA
Molecule: messenger RNA, 1308 nt
Organism: Puma concolor (puma)
Lineage: Eukaryota; Metazoa; Chordata; Mammalia; Carnivora; Felidae
Gene: RASSF9
Product: Ras association domain family member 9
Biological process (GO): intracellular transport; signal transduction
Cellular component (GO): cytosol; trans-Golgi network transport vesicle membrane; recycling endosome
Source: RefSeq, a predicted model, not a curated record